Messenger RNA from Triticum aestivum (bread wheat), 985 nucleotides. Its product is annotated as auxin-induced protein 15A-like. NCBI's taxonomy places the organism in Eukaryota, Viridiplantae, Streptophyta, Magnoliopsida, Poales, Poaceae. The record is from RefSeq and is a predicted model, not a curated record. Gene Ontology annotation, biological process: response to auxin. Bases 349 to 732 code for a protein of 127 amino acids. The transcript has a single exon.
ACUGCCCCAGCUUGGCGCAUCAAUCUUUGGAUUCAGGGUUCAGUAGCACCUCGAGCCGAAUCUGGAUGCCGAUCUCGUCACGGUGUCGUGUCGCGCGGAGCAACACAAAGACUAGCACCCACUGAUCGCGCUGCCAUCCCUGCAGUUUGCGCCAACCCACAAGGCACUGACCCCUAUCCCCAGGCUGUAUAUAUCGACGUCCCGACUUCCACUCCACCACCCAGAACACACAGUUCCAUCCCAACCAAGUCUCCAAGUCCCCAACCAGAGAGGCAGAGAGCUAGCAGCAGCAGCAGCAGCAAGCGAACAAGUUCCAUAACUCGUCGGGGCAACGCAAGACAAGGCAGCAUGUGCAACGUCAUCACGAUCCCGUCGGUCGCCUGGCUGCGCCGCGCCGUGCGCCGGUGGCGCGCCCGCCGCUCCGCCUCCGCGCCGGUGCCGGCGGGGCACGUGGCGGUCUGCGCGGAGGGCGCGCGGUUCAUGGUGCGGCUGGCGCACCUCAGCCACCCGGCCUUCCUGGAGCUGCUCCGGCAGGCGGAGGAGGAGUACGGCUUCCGGUCCGGCGCCUCCGGCCCCGUCGCGCUCCCCUGCGACGAGGCCCGCCUCCGCGACGUCCUCCGCCGCGUCUCUUCCUCGUGCGACUCAGAGGAGCCGCGCCGCCCCUUCUGCCGCCGCCGUGGCGACUCGCGGCCGCUGCUGCAGGCGGUGGCCGUGGAGAAGCUCUUCUUGUGAGCGAUCGACCUACCCCGCGCGCCCCGCGGCACCAAACGAUCGAGCAACGCAGCGCCCAAUUUCUGCGCGCCAAAGCGGCAGCAACAGCUGGCGACAGACCCGGUACUCCGGGCGCUGGAAAAAGACGAAGGCCCUCAAGACCGUUCGGGCCGGCGUGGCGGCGUGCUCCCGUGCCCAGCGUGAUGCCGGCCGGCGAUCGGACGCGUACUGGAGCUAGGCAGUACAAUAUGUGAUGGUGAUGGUAGUAACUGAC